Molecule: messenger RNA, 2792 nt
Organism: Xenopus tropicalis (tropical clawed frog)
Lineage: Eukaryota; Metazoa; Chordata; Amphibia; Anura; Pipidae
Gene: aoah
Product: acyloxyacyl hydrolase
Exons: 21
Coding region: 278-2026 (582 amino acids)
Molecular function (GO): acyloxyacyl hydrolase activity; hydrolase activity, acting on ester bonds
Source: RefSeq, a predicted model, not a curated record
UGCUUGUGAUUAUGUGAAAAGGAGGAAGUCAGUCAGCUAAAAACAACGGCUAUCUCUCUAGUACAAUGACAACCUGUUUAUGCAGAAAGUUUUCUAUUACUUUUAGGGCAUAAUCUGCUGCAGGGUUACGUCUUCUGGAACUUUUCUUUUACUCUUUAACAGAAAACAAAAUCAUGGGUUGGAAGAUGUUCUUCCGCUGCAUUUUCUUUCCCUCGGUCAUUUGAGUGGCAGUUUUGCAGCAGUCACUCUGUGCUGUUUAUGUUCUGGAAUUGACAUAAUGAAGACAAAGGGAACUGCUGUUUUUUUAUGCCUAUUAUUCAUUCUAAUGCCGUUUCUAGAAGGAAAUGAAUUUAAGUUUUCCCAUGGCAAUGUUGGUCCGAAUCACACGCCGAUAGAUUUGCCCUUCGUGUCCAACAGAUAUACUUGCAUUGGAUGUGUUCUGAUGGUUACCAUAAUUGAACAGCUUGCUCAAGUCCAUAACAAUUCAGUACAAGAGGCCAUGACAACACUGUGUGGCUAUCUACCAGAGGAAGCUAGACUAAGAAGCACUUGCAUUGUUCUAGCUGAGCUUUUUGGACCAGAUCUUAUUAAACUGAUAAACCAUAAAUUGAAUGCCGAUGUAAUAUGCCAUGCAGUGCAGCUAUGCAGUAAUGACCCAGUUCAGCCUUUUUGUCAUGUGUUCCAGAAGCCUAAGGCUGGGCUAAAAAGGUCAAUCAAAUAUGCACAGUGGAUCCUAAAGGAAUCCAGCAUUAUGAGAAACACAGAAUUUCUUUCACUAUAUCUCAGGAAGAUCUGUAACCAGCCACUUCUGAAAGGGCUUUGUGAAACAAAAUCAUCAUUACCCAUGCUAGAUAUUGACCAAGAUAACUUCAGUGUCUUUCCAUCUUUAAGAGGAUAUCAUUGGAGAGGAAGAGACUGUAAUGAUACAGACAAUUCUUUUUAUCCGGGUCGAAGACCAGAAGAUUGGGAUUUGAUUCGAGAUUCAAAUUGUAAUGGAAUUUGGGGUUUUGAUCCAGAAGAUAAAAUUCCUUAUGAGAAAAAAUUCUGCGAUGGCACAGACUCAAGGGGAAUUAUGGUACUGGGGGAUUCAGCUGCUGCCCACUUCCAUAUACCCCCUGAAUGGCUAACAGCAAUUAACAUGUCUGAGCAAACAUUUUCCAACUUACCAGUAGCCAUUUCCAAUGAAUUUGACUGGCCUCAGCUCUCCAUGUACACUGGAUAUCAGAACUCCACAAUUGGAGGAUGGACAGAAUCAAUAUAUCUACAGUUACGGAAGAAUAACCUUUGUAACCAUAGAGACUAUCAAAAUUUAGCCAAAAACGGUUAUUCAUCUGACAAUUUACGGAAUACAAAUAGCCUAUCAAGAGAUCAAGAGCUUGAUAAACCUGCAGUUGUAUUUUAUGCAGUGAUUGGAAAUGAUGUGUGUAACAGCCAUGCAGACACGCUCAAACACAUGACUACACCUAAGCAAAUGAAGCUUAAUGUUAUGACUACACUGGAACACUUGGACACUCUCCUACCAAAAGGAAGUCAUGUUGUCUUGGUGGCACUAGCUGCGGGGCAUUUACUAUGGGACAUCCUACAUGACAAAUAUCACCCAAUUGGCCAGUUGAAUAAAGAUGUGACAUAUAAUCAACUAUACGGUUUCCUAAGCUGUCUUGAGAGCAACCCUUGUGAAGGAUGGAUGAACAAGAAUGAAACUCUUCGAAAUCUAACCACUGAGAGAGCCAAUCAGCUUUCAGAUGUUCUUAAGGAAAUAGCAGUGUCACAAAAAUUUCAUAAUUUUGAUGUCAUCUACAUUGGUAGAAUUUAUGAGAGAGUAUUUGCAAAAUGGAGGCAGAUGGGGAAGGAUCCAGUGGACCUGAUUGAACCAGUAGAUGGAUUUCAUCCAAACCAGAUUGCUUCUGCACUUGGAGCAGACUUGAUUUGGAAAGAAGUUGUAAAUAUGCGACCAGAAGUGUUUGGAAAAAAUAAUCCCUACAAUGAAGAAAUUACAGCAAUAUUUGGAGACCAAGGAGGACAUUAAGUCAUGAACUUAAGCAUAACUACUGAGGAAUUUAUCUCGGAUACAGCUCCUUCAUUUAUACAUCAGCUAUCCAUCCCAGUAUACACAGUACAUUCAAAGUUAUUACACAAUUUCUCUGCCAGUGUAGAAAAUUUCUGCAUCUGUCCUGUGUGCAUAAUGAUAGAGAACUGCCAGCCACUGUGCAAACAGAGUGGAUUUUGGCCAGAAAAUACUGGUGUUUGCAUUUUCUGGCCAAAAUAAGCCCAUUUGCUCAGUGACAGGUGGAUUAAACUGUUACUAUGCACAAGGGACAAAAUUGGUCUGAAUUGACCUUUUCAGAGUAAAAGCCGUUUAUGCCAUAGAUGUAUGAAAAGGGCCACUGGUGGUAGCAAAUUAUUUGGCACUGACUGUUCAGGACAAUAUACUGUAUGAGAGGUGUGAUUAUCUGUAUACAUCCUAGUUAUUUUCUAUGUGUCUUUAACAGAAGAGUGUGUACUUGUAACUAUAAGGUACUGUAACAAACGAAAAGCAAUGGGUUAGAGCCACUUAGCAGAACCCUUAAUCCUACCUUCUUGACAGAAUAAUAUUCUUGAUCUCAUGCAAGAUCACUAUGGAAUGCACUGCAGAAGGUUUUGGAUUAAUCACAUUGGAUUUUGAGCAAUGUUUUUAUACUAAAGAGGUUUGUUUACAAUACAUCGUUGUAGUACCACAAGAGAUAAAUGAUAAUUAAAUAUUAUGUACUUAAAUUACAGUAAUGUACUACAAUAAAAUACAAUUUUCUUUGAAA